AUGAGAUGUAUUAGGAGAACAAUGUCAACAACUACAACUACUACUACUCCAAUAAAUACCAGAAUAUUAAGAGUUAAUCCUGAAUCUAUAGUGUUUAAAAAGGAUCAAAUACUACCGCAUAUCUUAGAUAAAGAAACUGAAGAUAAUUUAAAUAUAGCUUCGGAACAACUAAAAUCUUUAAAUGUAAUUGGUUUUCCAACUGAAACUGUAUAUGGGUUAGGAGGAUCAGCUUUAUCAGAUAAAAGUGUUCAACCAAUAUAUAGAGCGAAAAACAGACCUGCUGAUAAUCCAUUAAUUGUACAUAUAUCAUCAAUUCAACAAUUAAAAUCAAAAUUAUUACCAUCAAAUACAGAAAUACCAAAUAUAUAUAAACCAUUAAUUGAUAAAUUUUGGCCAGGUCCAUUAACUAUAUUACUACGAAAUGAUCCUCAAAAUUCACCAAUAUCAUCUUUUGUUACAGGAAAUCAAGAUACUUUUGCAGUAAGAAUGCCUCAACAUCCCGUAGCAAGAGCUUUAAUUGCAAUUAGUGAUUUACCAUUAGCUGCACCAUCAGCAAAUUCAUCAACUAAACCAAGUCCAACAAUGGCAAAACAUGUAUAUUUUGAUUUAAAUGGGAAAAUUCCUUUAAUAUUAGAUGGUGGUUCAAGUAAUGUUGGAGUUGAAUCUACGGUAGUUGAUGGAUUAAGUUCACCACCUAUGUUAUUAAGACCUGGAGGAAUAUCAUUAGAAGAAAUAAAGGAAGUUGGUGGAAAGCAAUGGGAAAAUAUUCAAAUUGCUAAAAAUUUAAAAGAUGAUAGUAAUGAAAAAGCUAAAACACCUGGAAUGAAAUAUAAACAUUAUUCCCCCAAUGCUAAAGUUAUAUUAUUUAUAAAUUGUGGAGACGGUUUGAAAAUAAUGAAAGAAUAUAUAGAGAAACAUAAUUUAGAAAAGUCCAAAAUAGCGAUUUUAAAAACUAGAAAUUUUCAAAAUUUAGAAGGAAUUGAAAUCAUUAAAAGUUUGGGAGUUGUUGGUGAAGAAAUAUCAAGAAACUUAUUUAAAUUACUUCGAGAAGUUGAUGAAGAAGCAAAUAUUGAUUAUAUAUUUGUUGAAGGAAUUGAUGAAACAAAUGAAGGAUUAGCAAUAAUGAAUAGAUUAAAUAAAGCAGCUGUAGAAGUUAUAAAAUUGUAA
This is a messenger RNA of Lodderomyces pseudojiufengensis, 1167 nucleotides long. RefSeq names its product threonylcarbamoyladenylate synthase. Gene Ontology annotation, biological process: regulation of translational fidelity. Bases 1 to 1167 code for a protein of 388 amino acids. The transcript has a single exon. NCBI's taxonomy places the organism in Eukaryota, Fungi, Ascomycota, Pichiomycetes, Serinales, Debaryomycetaceae. The record is from RefSeq and is a predicted model, not a curated record. Gene Ontology annotation, cellular component: cytoplasm. Gene Ontology annotation, molecular function: double-stranded RNA binding; tRNA binding; nucleotidyltransferase activity.